AUGGAGGCUUCAAAUAAGCAGUCCGCCAUCAAAUUAGACCUCGAACUCCAGGCCAAGGUCUCAGGAACAGAAUAUGUCGAUGAGAAGUCCCAUGCUGUCAACACGGACCGACAAGCUGAGCAUGAUCUUACUCUGAGGCAAUGCUUCAAGCAGCAUCCCAAAGUAAUUCUUUGGUGCUUUUACUGGUCAAUUGCUGCUAUCGGUUGGGGUUUCGAUGCCCAGAUCAACGGCGCAAUGAUCUCUGUCGCCUCCUUCCGACGUGACUUCGGAUAUGUCGAGGACGGCAAAGCCAUCCUCCCUGCCGAUUGGCAAACAGCCUUCAACACCAUCAGCUCCGUCGGAGGCUUCUUCGGCGGUUUCAUCUGCUCCUGGAUUUGCGACAAAGUCGGUCGAAAGAACUCCCUUAUCAUGGCUCUUUUGUUAGCUACUGGCGGUACCAUCGGAGAGUGCAUGUCACACAACAACGUUUCCUUCCUCAUGUCCAAGCUGAUACUUGGUUUCGCACUGGGUUUCUUCCUUACUCUCGCACCACUCGCAACAUCCGAGAUCUCGCCUGUUGUGCUCCGUGGUAUCGCGACAGCAGGCGUCAACCUUGGUAUUGCCAUUGGUCAAUUGGUUUCGAAUGGUGUGAUCAAGGCCUUCGGCGAGAGGACUGACCAUUGGGCUUGGCGAGGUGCCUUUGCCACUCAGGGUAUCUUCAUUGUCCUUUUGGCUGCGGGUCUGCCUUUUGCUCCUGAAACACCAUGGUAUCUAGUUCGAAAGGGAAAGAUUGAAGAGGCCAGAAAAUCCAUCAUCUCGCUCUACGGUUCAUCGGUCGAUGUUGACGCCAAGCUUGCCACUAUCCAGGACACAAUUGCCGAAGAGCAAGCCAUGUCAGCCGAAGCACCAUCAUGGGCACAAUGCUUCAAGGGAACCAACCUUGUUCGAACCACGACUAGUAUGGGUGUUUUCGUCUGCCAACACUUUGUGGGCAUCAUUUUCGUCCUGGGAUACUCGACAUACUUCUUCCAACUCGCUGGCCUUGAGGAUUCUCGCAGUUUCGAUCUCGGUGUUGGAGUCACAGCAUGUGGUGUCCUUGGAAACAUCUGCAGUUGGUUCGUCGUCAACUCUUUCGGUCGUCGCAAGAUCUUCCUCUCUGGUAUGGGCGGCCUCACAGUUCUCUUGUUUCUCAUUGGUAUCAUGGACGUAGUCCCCACCGCUGCUGCCAAAUGGGUUCAGGCUGCCUGCACUGUCAUCUAUGCAUAUGUCUACUUUGCCACCGUCGGAGCUAUGGCUUUUGCCGUCCUGGGUGAGACAGCCUCCUUGGCUUUGAAGGCCAAGACCAUGGCGCUAGCUACCGCUACCCAGUCUGUUAUGGGCGUCGCUAUGAACUUUGCCAUUCCUUACAUGGUCAACCCUGACGAGGGUAAUCUCAAGGGCAAGGUUGGCUUCAUCUUUGGUGGACUUGGUCUCAUUGGCUUUAUCUGGAGUUGGGUCUAUGUCCCUGAGCUCAAGGGCCGACGAUAUGACGAGAUUGAUCACAUGUUCCACAACAAGGUCAGCCCUCGAAAGAUGGGAGAGUAUAAGAUGUGA
Fusarium venenatum is the source of this 1572-nucleotide messenger RNA. Its product is annotated as general substrate transporter. Gene Ontology annotation, cellular component: membrane. NCBI's taxonomy places the organism in Eukaryota, Fungi, Ascomycota, Sordariomycetes, Hypocreales, Nectriaceae. Gene Ontology annotation, molecular function: carbohydrate:proton symporter activity. Gene Ontology annotation, biological process: carbohydrate transport; transmembrane transport. The record is from RefSeq and is a predicted model, not a curated record.